GCCACGAUUCAUUUGUCCUGUCACUAAUAGUCAGCUUUAGAGGGAUUUAGGACACAUUAACUCUACAGUUGGUGUUUGGGUUUCUUCACGUCUCGCAACAACCCCUCUCCGCCGCCGUCUUGACUGUGUCCCCUUAACAUCCUACCCCGCUCUCCUUUCCACACCGACAAACACUCCAAGGUUCUAAGGCAAACAUAUACACAUCAUGGGAAGCCAAAAACGGAUAGCUAAGGAGCUCGCCGAGCUUGUCGAAUCUCCCCCGGAGGGCAUCGUGGUAAAGCUGGCCGACGAAUCCAACCUUUACGCAUGGAACGUAUACAUGGACGGACCUGAGGGAUCUCCUUACCAGAACGGCAAAUUCCAACUUAAUCUGUCCCUCCCCACCGAAUACCCCUUCAAACCCCCUACCGUCUCCUUCAAAACGAAGAUCUACCAUCCCAAUGUGACCAACGAUGACAAGGGAAGCAUGUGCCUGGGCAUGCUUCGGGCCGACGAAUGGAAGCCUAGUUCCAAGAUUUUGGCAGUGCUGCAGUUCGCGCGUCAGUUGCUCGCAGAACCGAUGCCCGAUGAUGCCGUCGAGGGACGGAUCGCAGAGCAGUUUAAAAAUGACCACAAUCGGUACGAGGAGGUUGCGAAGGAGUGGACACGCAAGUAUGCCACUCUUUAGUGAGAUGAUGACUGCUACUGCUACCGCUGGUGCUUGCGGGCCGGUACAGCAGGUAGACAGAUACUUUCGGGGGAGCCUGCGUGUUGAGAGUGAUACAAGAUGACGGGAGAUAUACACUGAAGAGGGACUAAAAAGACAUGAAUGUUUCGGCUUGGCUAGAUAUAUACGAUAUGAACAUGUUUGAGCAUCACGACUGCAUGGGAUGAAUUAUUGUUAGCAUUGUUUGCUUGUGGAAUAAAGGACAUGAAAUCAUAAUAGAUACUAUAUGCAUUUGGUGAGACUAUUAUAUAUGGGCGCUUACACCUUAUCGGCAUCUUUAGCACUUCCGGGUG
Messenger RNA from Aspergillus welwitschiae, 999 nucleotides. RefSeq names its product putative ubiquitin conjugating enzyme (UbcB). The coding region runs from base 206 to 667 and encodes 153 amino acids. Lineage: Eukaryota; Fungi; Ascomycota; Eurotiomycetes; Eurotiales; Aspergillaceae. The transcript has 3 exons. The record is from RefSeq and is a predicted model, not a curated record.